AAUUUUACACUACACCAUUUCGAUUUCCAUUCACCGUAACGUAACUGAUACUUCCAAUGGCUACUCAAAACCCUAAUCAACGAAAUUCACUCUACCCUCAAGUAAUCUCUUCCAUCCCAACCGCUCCUCCUUCUUCCCAAUCAAAUCUCUACCCUUCAAUCGAUCACGAUUUCGACGACCUCGUUGAAAAUCUCUUCCCUGACACCACCACCACCGCCGGCGUCAACACCACUUCGCCUUCUGCACCGCCGGAAACUACCGAACAGAUUCUUAUCAAAAUCCCCGGAGCCAUUCUCAACCUCAUCGAUCAACAAUACAGCGUUGAACUUGCUUCCGGUGACUUCACCGUCGUCCGUCUCCGCCAAGGUGAAAAUUCCAUCGCCGUCUAUGCUCGGAUCGCCGAUGAAAUCCAAUGGCCUCUUGCUAAAGACGAAACCGCUGUUAAAGUCGAUGAUUCUCACUACUUCUUCUCCUUCUCCGCUCCCAAGGGUUAUGAUUCCGACGAAGAUGAAGCGGAUCGGAGUAAAAACAGCAAAACCGAAUCAGAUUUGUUGAGUUAUGGAUUGACUAUUGCGUCGAAAGGACAAGAACAUUUAUUGAAGGAGUUGGAUGUGAUUUUGGAGAACUGUAGUAAUUUUUCUGUGCAGAAGGUUUCGGAGAAGGCGAAGAAGGGAGAGGUUUUGGAUGGAAAUUUGGCGAAGGAGGUAUCGCCGAAGGAUUUGGAGUCAUCGAAGAAGAAGAAGGAGAUGAUGGAGGGGCAAUGUGCGGCGUAUUGGACUACAUUGGCACCGAAUGUGGAGGAGUAUAGUGGGACUGCUGCGAGGAUGAUAGCUUCGGGGUCUGGACAUGUGAUCAAGGGGAUUUUGUGGUGUGGUGAUGUUACUAUGGAUAGGUUGCAAUGGGGGAAUCAGGUUAUGAAGAAAAGGAUGGCAGCUGGUGAACGUGAUGCUCAGAUUAGUCCUGAAACUUUGAAGCGGAUCAGAAGGGUCAAGAGAGUGACUAAAAUGACACAGAAAGUUGCAAAUGGAUUGCUCUCUGGGGUUGUGAAAGUGUCCGGAUUUUUUACCAGUUCAGUGGUAAACUCGAAGGCUGGAAAGAAAUUUUUCAGCCUUUUACCGGGGGAAAUUGUGCUUGCAUCGUUGGAUGGAUUCAGUAAAGUGUUUGAUGCAGUUGAAAUAGCUGGAAAAAAUGUCAUGUCAACGUCAUCCACCGUGACAACUGAACUUGUCGACCACAGAUACGGAGAAGAAGCUGCUCACGCAACAAAUGAAGGGCUUAAUGCUGCUGGUCAUGCUUUGGGCACUGCAUGGGCUGCAUUUAAGAUUAGGAAGGCUAUUAACCCUAAGAGUGUUUUUAAACCUACCACCCUGGCCAAGUCUGCUGCUAAAGCUGCAGCUUCUGAUUUGAAGUCUAGCAAGUCCAAGUCCAAGUCCAAGUAAUUUAUGGCAGUUCUUGUAAUUUAGUUUAGGUUUGGCCAUCCUGCCAUCAGAAGCUGUUGCUUUCAGCUUUAAAUUACCACUUUUUUCUUAGGAAAGAAGAGGAGGAGCAUAGUAACAUGAUCUGUUGUUUUUAUGGUUUACUUUUCUGUGCAUGUGUAAUAUUUGGACUUUCUUCUAAUUUUUAUAACAGGAUAUAAUCUUAUAUAAUCUUUAAAAGAAGAUCAUAUUUAUCAUGUAAAGAUCAGCAAUGUCUGGUUGUAACUUGUACGUUGCACUCACUAAGUAUGUAUAUCUUAUAUAAUCAUGCUCUGCAUGCCCGUAUGCCUUA
This is a messenger RNA of Medicago truncatula (barrel medic), 1767 nucleotides long. Its product is annotated as protein EARLY-RESPONSIVE TO DEHYDRATION 7, chloroplastic. NCBI's taxonomy places the organism in Eukaryota, Viridiplantae, Streptophyta, Magnoliopsida, Fabales, Fabaceae. Bases 57 to 1439 code for a protein of 460 amino acids. The record is from RefSeq and is a predicted model, not a curated record. Gene Ontology annotation, cellular component: plasma membrane. The transcript is spliced from 5 exons.